This is a messenger RNA of Glossina fuscipes, 3247 nucleotides long. RefSeq names its product ran-binding protein 16 (gene Ranbp16). Gene Ontology annotation, cellular component: cytoplasm; nuclear pore. The record is from RefSeq and is a predicted model, not a curated record. NCBI's taxonomy places the organism in Eukaryota, Metazoa, Arthropoda, Insecta, Diptera, Glossinidae. Gene Ontology annotation, biological process: protein export from nucleus. The transcript has 19 exons. The annotation marks the transcript as partial. Gene Ontology annotation, molecular function: small GTPase binding; nuclear export signal receptor activity.
AAUACUUGCAAAAAUGGAGAUCCAACAAUUGGAGAUAUUGUGUAAACAGCUUUAUGAGGCCACUGAUUCAGUUUUGCGAUCAAACGCUGAGAAGACGUUAGUGCAAUUUGUAAGCAGUCAAGAUGCUUUACCGAAAUGUCAAAUGUUACUUGAUCGGGCCGAUUCAAGUUAUGCUCAAUUAUUGGCCGCCACCACACUUACAAAAUUAAUACAGGGUCUUAAUUUAGAACAACGCAUUGACAUAAGGAGUUAUGUACUCAAUUACUUAGCUACACGCCUAAAUCUGCAACACUUUGUUGUACAAGCGUUAGUAACUCUUUUGGCAAAAAUCACAAAAUAUGGCUGGUUUGAUGCCUACAAAAAUGAAUUAAUAUUUCAAAAUCUUUUGGAAGAUGUUAAAACAUUCUUACAGGGUUCUGUAGAACAUUGCACAGUGGGUGUCCAGAUAUUAUCACAACUGGUUUUGGAUAUGAACUCUAUAGUGGAACUUGACGCAAAUUUAACUUUUUCAAAAAAUCGCAAGAUUGCCUCAUCAUUUCGAGAUCAGCAACUUUAUGAUAUAUUUCUACUAUCUUGCUCUUUACUAGUGACAGCACGUGACAAUAGUAAAACACUUAAUUUCAUGGAUGAAUCCCAGCAAGCAUACGUCAAUCUUAUUUCGCAUGUUUUACGUUUGACAAAAAACUGCUUAAGUUUCGAUUUCAUUGGUAGCUCCACAGACGAGUCGUCUGAUGACAUGAAUAGUGUACAAAUUCCCACUUCCUGGCGUCCUGCUUUUCUAGAUCCUAACACUUUGAAACUGUUUUUUGACUUGUAUCAAAUUUUACCGAAUGGCUUAGCUAGUUAUUCUCUGUCGUGUUUAGUACAGAUGACUUCUGUGCGUCGUUCUUUAUUUAGUAAUUCAGAGCGCACAAAGUUUUUGACACAUUUAGUGGAAGGUGUUAAAAAUAUUUUGGUUAAUUUACACGGCUUAAGCGAUCCCGAUAAUUAUCAUGAAUUUUGUCGUCUAUUGGCCCGUCUUAAGUCCAAUUAUCAAUUGGGGGACCUUAUAGCCGUGCCUUGUUAUCCGGAAGCCAUAGCUCUCAUAGCUAAGUUUACCGUACAAUCUCUGCAGAUGUGGCAAUUUGCUCCUAAUAGUGUACACUAUUUAUUAACUUUGUGGCAACGUAUGGUAGCUUCAGUACCAUAUGUGAAAUCGGUUGAUCCGCACCUUCUAGGCACCUAUACACCAGAGGUAACUAAAGCGUAUAUAGAAUCACGUCUUGAUGCCGUACCGGUGAUAGUACGGGACAAUAUUGAUGACCCCUUGGACGAUUUGUGUAUGGUGCAACAACAACUUGAGCAACUGUCGGUAAUUGAACGUUGUGAAUACGAAAAGACUUGCGCAUUAUUGGUGCAACAUUUUGAUCAGAAGGCUCGUGAAUAUGAGAAUCUGUUGCAAAAUGUAAACUCCAAUCCAAUGGACGUCAGCAUUCAUGAAUUGCAAUUGACCUGGUUAGUAUAUAUUAUUGGUUCGGCAAUUGUAGGGCGGCUAACGGUCAAUUCCAACGAUGAUCAUGAUACAAUGGACGCCGAAUUAGUUAUACGUGUCUUUCAACUAAUGCGUUUAACAGACGCUCGUUUGCCUCAAGCCGGGUGUGAAAAACUUGAAUUAGCUUUACUCAGUUUUUUGGAACAAGUUCGAAAAAUGCAUAUCAGUGAACAAACAAAGGCAAAUGUCUAUAAACGACUGAAUGAAGUGUUUGGUUUAAGUGAUGAACAGAUGUUACUGAGUUUUAUAAAUCGUAAAAUCAUAACCAAUUUAAAAUUUUGGGGUCAUUCGGAACAAAUCAUAACCAAAACAUUAAUGCUAUUAUCCGAUCUAUCUGUUCACUUUAAUUCGGUGCGAAAGCUAAGCAAACUUGAAGAAGUUCAAUUUAUGUUAACACAUCACACGAGUGAGCAUUUUCCAUUUUUGGGAACAAAUUCCUCGCUGACAGAAAUGCGUUGCCGCACCAUGUUUUAUAUUUCUUUAGGACGGUUACUCAUGUUUGAUUUGGGAGAAGACGAAGAACGAUUUUAUAAUUUUCUCACACCUUUUACCAAUCAAUUUGAAUCGUUGGGCCCUGUUUUAAUGGAUGCCAACAGUUUCCCUAAUGAAGAGGCUAAAAAAGCCAUAAUUGGCUUGGCGCGCGACUUACGUGGUUUAGCGCAACCGCUUAAUGCUCGAAUACCGUUUACAAUGCUUUUCGAAUGGCUAUACUACUCGGACUAUAUGCCUAUAUUAAUACGUUCUGUGGAAUUGUGGACUCAUGAUCCUGCCGUAACAACUCCAGUACUCAAACUGUUUGCUGAAUUGCUUCAUUGCCGAACGCAGCGCUUACAAGCCCACGUUUCCAGCCCAAUGGGUAUUUUGCUAUUUCGUGAAGCCUCCAAACUCAUUUGCAUUUACGGCAACCGCAUACUCCACUUGGAUGUGCCACGCGAUCAACAAUACCCUGUGCGUUUGAAAGGAAUUUCUGUAUGCUUUACCAGACUUAAAAAUGCUUUAGGGGGAAACUAUGUAAAUUUUGGUGUUUUUAAAUUAUAUGGCGAUGACACGUUAGAUAACGUUCUGAAUAUAGCCGCUAAAAUGAUAACGUCUAUACAACAAAAUGAUUUACUGGAAUAUCCCAAACUUUCAUCGUCAUAUUACAAUUUAUUGAAUUGUCUAUCCCAAGAACAUAUAAAUUUUCUGGCUGGACUAGAACCUCGUGCAUUUGUUUACAUUCUAGAGAGUCUCUCCAAAGGCCUCUCCGCUCAUGACUCAACUAUAUAUAUAAGUUGUUGUUCCAUAUUGGAUUGUAUUGUUUCCUACAUAUUUAAAUUGCUGCAAUUGAAAAUGUCUACAUUCCCCAAUAAGAAAUUACGCAGCCUAACACCUGAGAAUGUACAAUUUUUAGAGGUUGUUAAAAUGAAUUCCGAGUUACUUCAAAAUAUGAUGUCAACUCUCUUAAAUAACGUAAUGGCUGAAGAAUGUAGAAACCAAUGGUCAAUGUCAAGGCCGCUCUUGGUUCUAAUUCUUUUAUAUGAAGAUUUUUUUAGAUCUCUUAAAGAUAAUAUAAUUCGCGCACAACCAAUGGACAAGCAACAAACUAUGGCUCAAUGGUUCGAAGAUUUAAUGUGUGGCAUUGAACGUAAUGUCUCCGGAAAGAAUAAAGAAAAAUUCACUCAAAAUUUAUCAUCCUUUCGACGUGAUGUGGUCAAUUUGCCAAAGUCGUCCAGUUAU